Larimichthys crocea (large yellow croaker) is the source of this 5225-nucleotide messenger RNA. Its product is annotated as KIAA0825 ortholog. The coding region runs from base 508 to 4485 and encodes 1325 amino acids. The record is from RefSeq and is a predicted model, not a curated record. NCBI's taxonomy places the organism in Eukaryota, Metazoa, Chordata, Actinopteri, Sciaenidae. The transcript is spliced from 24 exons.
CUACUUCCAGGUCGUUGUCACGGACGCUGGAAAUAAUCAAAACAAACGAGCUCACACCUCCAAGAUCGGUUACCGGGAACAUUUAAUCGAUCGAUUAACGGGAACAUUUAAUCGGAUCGAUUAACGGGAACAUUUAAUCGGAUCGAUUACCGGGAACAUUUAAUCGAUCGAUUAACAAUGAUUUGAUACCGCGCACGGCUGUUUACAUCAAAACACGGAUAAGCUCUCCAUCCAUCCAUCUCACGUUGUUUUCAUUAUUUUUGUUAGAGAUAUAAAAACGCUGUCGAGGACGAAUGUCAACAAUACGUGACUGGAAAUGUCGCCGUCACCUUUAACGGAUUCAUGUCCAACCGACAGACGAGGAUACAGCAGCUGGUAAACAGUAAUGGCUGCGCGUAGACCCCUCCUCAGACAGUGGCGCAGAGGGAGAGUGAUGAUGAGGGGGAAACAGUAAGAGAGAAGAAGAAGAGAGGCAGAAAUAAUAAAGGACAAGCUUAACUGAGCAGCAUGGAGUGGCCGGGGGAUUUUCCUGAAGACCAUUCCUUUGUGGAGCUGCUGGUUCCGGGGUUUUCCAGUGAGCUGGACUUUGAACAGCUCCUGAAAGACACAGAGGAGAAACUCAAUCUCAACGCCAACAGCAUUGAACAGCAGCUGAAGGAGCUCCAGGCCAAAAUGGGCGAUUCCAGGACAGGAGAGCGUCCGCCGAGCCCUUCAGAGUGCCUGCAGUGGUUCAACCUCAGAGCGCAUAACAGUUUCAGGCCUGUUACCACGGGGCAUCAAGAGCUCAUGGACUUCUUCAGAGCUUUGCAACAGUACCUGAGGUCUGAAGAGGAGGGAAAAGAGGAAGUGACCCUUCAGCUGCUGCUGAAUGUGUCUGCCCAGUGUGGGGUCUGCUUUCCUUGUACCCCUACUUGUUGCUCCUCUCUUCAUCCCCAACUUACUGCCUCCUCCGUCCACUUAGUGCACACAGUCAGAGAUGACACUUCAAUAGAGAUCCAAGACGUGUGGGAUGACGUACGUCUCCAGCUGCGUCGCCACCUGCUGGACCGGCUGUCUUCCCGCAGCCCUGAGCAUCCUGGACUUGGGCAUAUUUCCAUUCUGUCCAUCCCUGAACGGGUCCACUGUCUGCAGCAGCUGUUCUUUCUUUACCCCGAGUGUGAGGUGCUCACACAUUACCAGGGUCUGAGAGGCCAGUCUGUGCUGGGUCUUCUCUCUGCACUGAGCUCAAGCCCAGGCGGGGAGACCGGCUUUGACAAACUGGCUGUAGGCUUCCGCUCUGUGGUUCCAGCUCUGACCCAAGCCGUCACAGAUGAGCUCCACGUCCUUUCAAGAGUAGCAGAACCACACGCCAUUCUGGGUUUUCUUAAUGUGGCCUACUUCAGCACUGUGGCCCGAGAACUGGCCUCCCUGAUGGAGCGAGAAUGUGAGAUGGCCCUGAGGGACAACACAACACUCAGCAGCAAGAUUAAGAAAUAUUCAGCCAGGUCCAGGGCAACUGUUGCGCCGAUGGAGCUUCCCAUGAAAAAUAGGAGCUUCAGUUUGACCUCCCACCAGCUGAGGGCGUUAACCCAGCUGGCCUGCACCCUGCUGGGGUUUGAGAGAAUUGUGAAGGAGCUGGUCACCAAUAUGACCUUCAUUGAUUGUACUGGAGAGACUCCGUGUGUAAAAGGCAUCUUGAAAAAGAGUCGAGAGGAUUCACACAUGACUACAGAUGGCAAGAAAUCCACAGCUGAAGCAUUCCUCCACACACCAGAGGCGCAGGUUUUGGAGUUCGAUUGGAGGUCAGCAUUUAUCGGGCUGGUCCCUCACAUGGCACACUGUGUGAAAGUGGUGCUGGAUGAUGCUUGUGCCAAGAGUCUACAGCAGGAAGAGGCCUUACAUUCUUCAGGACACACCAGCGUUGAGCUGAGCGGCACUACUGGAGACACCACCAGCAACGAACAGCUCAGAGAAGAUUCCUUCUACACCUACUCAGAGAGAGAGACUCCCAAUAUGAUAGCCAAGUUCUGUGGAGCAAUCAUGACUGAGCUGGAUGCUUUACUACCCUUGGCGGCGGCCUGCAGAGACAGCUCUCUCCAGGAGGUGCGAUCAAGCUUUGUGGAGGCAUGUGGCAGGGCAGCGUUUGCCAUGCUGGGCCGUUUGCAGGAGAGGGCCCUGGAGGUUCCAUCCUCUGCACCCCUCAAGAACCUGCCUGCUCUGCUGGCCACGUGCAUUUAUUUGCACCAACGACUGGAGCACUACCAUGCCAGGCUGAAAGAUUCAAAUGCUACUGCAGCUAAAGUACCCCUGACCCUGCUGCCUAUCCAGAAGUGCCAAGAUAUGGUGGAGGCCUUAAGAGACCAGCUGACUAGCUACUGUAUCCAGGUUUGUUCCACAUGCAUACUUCAAGACGCGGAGAGCCACCACUGGGCUGACCCCAGACCCUUCUACGAGGGCGAGCGCUGUUCCUUCUCGCUGCAGAUGUGGUUUUACUUCCUGUGUGGGCUCCGUAGCGACCUGUGGGCGAUCCUUCCGGCAGACUUGGCCAAGGAGAUGCUCGGCCAGGUGCUGUCAGAGACUUUACAGCUGCUGGUGCAAAGAUAUGCUAUGGCCCGUCCUUCUUACAAGAGACACCUGCAAAUCAGGUGCGAUAUUACAGCGGUGUUGCUGUACGUGGAGCAGCUUAUGUGGAGUGUGUGUGAAAGUCCCGAGGCAUUGGUGCGCUCCAAUCCUUAUUCAGCAAUCACCAUAAUAUCGGGCAGAUCAGACUGGCCGUACCAAAUCCACAGCCUGUGCGAGCAACUCCUGACAGUCCUCGUCAUUGUCACAGCGCCGCUGUCUUCGCUGUAUAGGAUAUUUAUGAUUGAUCCUGCGAAAGAGUCCACGACACAUCAGCCUGACGGCCGCGUUGUCCACUGGCUAAAUGUUAUCGACCCUGACCUCUUCACAGAACAGGCCAUACGAGAUGGUCUUAUGGGUCAGACGGCCUCUACAUGUCAGCUGAGGCUGCUGACCUCUGACCCGGGGCGUAAUCCCAGGUUGCUACUGCGAACGCUGCUGUACGGAGACUGUCACCUGCCCAGGAUGCUCCUGGAAAACUCCUACUUUUGCCAGGAGAGCUGCUUAGAAAUGUCUACAGUGAGCUGCAAGGCCGGAGAUGACUUCAUUGUCACAUUGUUCAACCUUUUCACUUGUCUGAACAAUGUUCCCAAGGCCUUGACUCGGGUCUUUCAACCAUACCUAGAAAGGGCACAGAUAUGGGAACAUCUUUACACACUGGCAGACACAACGCGGACAGUACCUGCAGUGAUCAAAUGUGUCCGGGCGAUGGUCACCAAGUCUACCCACAGCCUCCUGGUACACCUGGUCUCCAUGGUGAUGGAUUGGCAGACCGCGGAGGAGCCCAGUGGAGCCUUGUUCAAGCGAAAUGUACCGGAGAGUGUCCUGGCUAAAAUACCAAAGGAGUGGAGCUACACACCACUGGAAGCAAGGGGGAAGGAGACUGCCACUAAGACUGUCAUAUCCUUAACAAUUCAAGCCUUGUCCUUCGUUUUCACCAACCUACCCCUGGCUGUAGCAUCCGUGCCUCUCUCCAUCCGCUACCUCUUCCAAGUGGCAGAGAAGCAACUCUCCCAGCAUUCCCGGCAGUUGCGCUUAGUAGGCCUGUUACUUUGGGCCCUACUUAACUGCCUGAUCCAGGGCCUGGAAGACCCAAAUACACUAGAACAGAUCAGUGGUCUGACCCUGGAUCGUGGAGCGAAGGAGCCCCUUUCUCUGCUGGCCGAGUGCCUACAGGCUGCCAUGGGCAUUCAACAGAAGGGUGUUCCCAAACCCUCAAUACACAAAGUGCUGCAGGCUCUGGAGGAAAAAAGACCCAAGUGGACUAACAUGCAGCUGCAGAAGGCCCGCAAGCUCUGCUCAGACAGUGUAUUUGAGCAAGGAAGUGAGAGCGGAGUCGCUGCGGCUGAACUGACUGAGCAGAAAAUAGGCCUGAUGCUGCUGGAGGUCUGCCACAAAGCAGGUGGCAGCGACUACCUGAGGCAGAUCUAUCACAUCAUCCAAGGCAAUGAGGAACUAUUGAUGUUUAAACUAAGCGAAAGCGCAGACUCGCCCGAUCGUCCUCCUGACUUGGUGAACUUUGACCUCAGCUCUGAGAGUCGUGUGGGCACUGCCGGCUUCAACCCACUCCACCAAUUUGACCACAUUGGGAAGAAAAGGCUGGAUCAGAGCGCAGUGGUCGACUGGUCAUGGGACUGGCCGAGGCUGCUGCCAGCCUAUCAGGGCAUGAGUCAGGUCACCUUCAAAACUCUGCUGGCCAACAGGUGGGAGAUGCAGGAGGAAGCAGAGCUGGAAGAUGGGGAGAAAUCUAUGGUAGAGGAACUUAAAAAAGCCUAUUUUGUUUGCUGCUGCAGCCCGGGACCGCGCGGCCCUCCUGAAGCUGAAGAGACACUUGCAGAGCGAACCCACGGGGAAACACAACCAUCCGAUAAGAGUGCUGUCCAAUAACAGUCCACGUAGUUGGAAUUUAUUUUUUAUCACAUUGUAAAUGUUUGCUUGUAAUACUCACUUGCAGAUCUCAAGGUAGUAGAGUGUGUGUGUGCAUGUGUGUGUAUGUAUGUGCACUUUUCUGGGUGUAAUUGAGUUUGUGCAUACACUGUAUCCAGCGAGUUUGCAUAUGUGUGUGUGUGUGUGUGCAUGAAAAGUGAGCGAGCGAGAGAGCGGGCAAGAAACCGUGGAACAACAAAAAAGAGUGAGGGAGACUGUGCCUCCGUCUUUAUGCACACACAUCUCAGACAAACUCUCUGUGCUCUUUUCUAUGCUGCAUCAGACGCAUUUCAUCUUUUUGGAGCACAUCUCCAGAAAUCAGUUCUGGGAAAUGGAGAGCCAGGAUUUGUUUGCCUGGGACAAGAUGGAACUGUGUGAUCACUGUCGGUAGUUGAAGUUUUUUUUUUUUUGAGACAGUGAGUGUAAAGACAUUGGUGUCAGCAUACUUUCUCCUGGUUCCUGAAAGCAAACAUCAAAUAUUACGGUUUGGAAGCAAGAUGAUGUAUGUUUUGAUUACAGUGUGUCCCAAAAAUCUGCCCCACUAUGUAAUAUCAGUCAGUAAUAUUUUGUGCAAACUGAGAAAACAUUUAUUUUAUGUGUAAUACAAUUGCUCAGUAUAUUUUUCCAAGUUUGUCCAUAUUUUGUUAUUUAUGAGAUGGAAUGUUUUAGAAUUAAACAUGAAAAUAAAACCAUGUUCUCAC